Messenger RNA from Malania oleifera, 1371 nucleotides. Its product is annotated as polygalacturonase QRT3-like. The annotation marks the transcript as partial. Lineage: Eukaryota; Viridiplantae; Streptophyta; Magnoliopsida; Santalales; Ximeniaceae. Gene Ontology annotation, molecular function: polygalacturonase activity. The transcript has 3 exons. The record is from RefSeq and is a predicted model, not a curated record.
UCUGCUACCCCUUCAAACCAUUCAAAAAUUUUGGUAAGUAGGGUAUUCUACCCGAUAUUGUAUGGAGCGGAUCCGACGGGGGUGCAAGAUAGCAGCGACGCCAUACUGAAUUGUGUGAACGGCGCAGUAAAGGAAGCCCAAACAGGGGCGCAGUUGAUGCCAGGAGUGAAUGAUUUUGGUGGUGCGAUCAUUGAUUUCCAAGGUGGCAACUUUAAGCUCAGCAAACCUAUUAGAAUUCCUUCUGGAGUAGGCAAUCUUGUGCUACAGUCGGGUUCAUUCCGAGCAUCGUCCACAUUUCCCGGCGACAGAUAUCUCCUAGAACUAUGGUCUCCCAACUCUCGCAAACUCGACAUCCCUCGACAACAACCCCUUAAAUUCUAUCCCGCCGCCAACAAAGGCCCCGCCGCAGCCGUCGCCGCCUCCGCCCCAAACAUCUAUUACGAAGACAUCACCGUCCGCGACUUCCUCUUCGACUCCUCCUUCCGCGGCGGAGGCAUCCUCGUCGUCGACUCCGUCCGAACCCGCAUAACCACCUGCUUCUUCAUCCACUUCACCCUCCAAGCCAUUCUCGUCGUCAGAGGUCACGAGACCUUCGUCUCCAACACCUUCAUCGGCCAGCGCCUCACCGUCGGCGGCGACCCCCACGAGCGCGACUUCUCUGGAACCGGCAUCGACCUCGCCAGCAACGACAACGCCGUGACGGACGUGGUUAUCUUCUCCGCCGCCAUCGGCAUCCUCCUCCGCGGCGGAGCCAACAUGAUCACGGGCGUGCACUGCUACAACAAGGCCACCGCGUUCGGCGGCGUGGGCAUUUUGAUCAAAUUAGGCGGUCUCACGCAGACCAGGAUAGACAACUGCUACUUGGAUUACACGGGGAUAGUGACGGAAGACCCAGUGCACCUGCACAUCACGAAUGGCUUUUUCCUUGGAGAUGCCAAUGUGGUGAUCAAAUCCGUGAAGGGUCAAAUUUCAGGGUUGAUGAUCGCGGAUAACAUAUUUAGGGGGAACUGGAAUCGGAUGAUUCCGAUUGUGAAACUGGAGGGGAAGUUUACGGACGUCAAUCAGGUGGUGAUUGAUCGAAACGACGUCACGGGGAUGGCUUUAAAGUCGACGGUGGGGAGAUUGACCGUGGCCGGAAACGGGACUCAGUGGGUGGCGGAUUUUUCGCCGGUAUUGGUGUUUCCUAACAUGAUAUAUCAUUUUCAGUACUCGCUGUAUGCGCGACAAGGAGUGGCGGGUUUACCGGCGCAUGCGGUGACGGAAGUGUGGAAUAAUAGGGUGAUGGUGCAGAGCAACGCGGUGAUUGAUGCGGUGGUUUCGGUGGCGGUCGAUCAGUACAACAUGGUAGGGGAAGAAUACUUGCUUAAUUAA